Ilex paraguariensis (yerba mate) is the source of this 611-nucleotide messenger RNA. NCBI's taxonomy places the organism in Eukaryota, Viridiplantae, Streptophyta, Magnoliopsida, Aquifoliales, Aquifoliaceae. The record is from the annotation of a GenBank genome assembly.
AUGGCGAAUAAACGAAGUAAUCAUGGGGUUGUUGUAGUGAUCCAAGGAGAGAUGGAGGAUGAGGUAGACGUCGACGUGGAGAUGCUUGGGACGUCCAUCGUCGCUGCUCGUGCGUCCAUGGUGCUAUCCGAUGUGGGGGUGGCUAUGGCGGAGGAGCAAAUUGUUAUGGUUCAUGAUGGGCGAGCAGCUCAUGUGUUGGGCGAGCAAGGCGGGAUAAAGGAGAGAACGAAGGGAGCCCAUUGCAUCGGGCGAGCAGGCGCCGCUACUGUCCAGGAGAAAGAGUUGGGUGCUUUAGGCGCUGAUUCAAAUAGAAAUUUGAGCGCCACUUUAGGCGCUGGACUGGACAGCCAUCUAGGCACCACUCUAGCUGCUACACUGAAUGGUCUGGGCGAACACAAUGUCCGUGUGAUGGGGCAAAGGUGUGGGCAGAGGAAGGUUUUGGCAUCUGGUGUGCUUGGUAGCCCAUUAGGCAAAGGAAAAGAGAGGGAGGAGGAGACCUUGGGAGCCGCUUCCACGUGCGGGACAGUUGGGCGUGCAGCUCAGGCGUUGGGUGAGCAUGGGGAUUCUUUGGGUGAGCCUGAGGCUGGCUUGGGUCCCCUGACUUCACAAGG